GCCGUACAUCGCCGCCAUGCAGAGGUACGCGGGUCGAGUUGCCAUGGUGACAGGAGCCAGUUCCGGCAUAGGCGCUGCCAUCACGAGGGCGCUCCUGCGGCACGGUCUCACCGUGGUGGGCGUGGAUUUGCAGCCGGACAGGAUGGAGGCAUGGGAAUUAAAUGACGCCAAAGGAAAGUUAUAUCCCCGUUACUGUGAUGUCAGUAAUGAAGAAAGCGUUGUAUCUGCAUUCAAGUGGACUCUAGACAACCUGGGAGGUGUCGAUAUUCUCAUCAACAGCGCUGGCGUAUUCUUUGAUGCAAGCCUAACUGGUGGGGCCACUAAAGACUGGAGACAUACGUUGGACGUGAACGUGCUGGGUCUGAGUAUCUGCACCAGGGAGGCCGUGCAGGGAAUGCUCAGCAGGGGCGUCGAAGAUGGCUUCAUCAUCCACAUCUGCAGCCUCGCCGCUUACAUCCCACCACACGACCCCCAAUACGCGAUGUACUUCGGCAGCAAGACGGCUGUCAGGGUGCUGCUUGAUGGACUCAGGAAGGACUUGCUCGCCCGGAACAGCCGCAUCCGUGUUGGAGAAGUAUCCCCAGCGCUGGUGAAGACGGAGAUCAUGAAGAACGUGAGUGAAGAUAACCGAGCCUUGUGGGAUUCCCCUUGCCUUCAGCCAGAUGACGUGGCACAGGCGGUGUUGUACAUGCUGUCUCAGGAGCCGCACGUGAUGGUGUCUGACGUCAUCAUUCGAGCUACGGGCUCACUCCACUGACAGCGUUCGGUGAACGACCGAGCACCACAAAGAAGUUUAAGACUUUUACAAGUGUUACAACAAAUUUAUUUAAAUUUUAAGCCUAUAAAAGAUUAAUCCAUAACAAUUUAUUUUAAUGAUUCGGAUGAAAAUAUUAAUGAAUGUUUUUCUAGUAUUUCAGAAAAAAAUACUACUGAAAAAAUCACACAAGACGAUUUCAUCCUGUAUGUAUUAUUUUGAAGCCCAAGAUUUUAAACCAUCUCUGUCGAGCCUGUGUGUCUAGUGGUUAUACGCGCUCCCUAUAAACCAAAAUGCAGCGGUAUCGAAUCCCGGUCGGACCUAGGAAUGCUUCAGUCUGCCCUUAAAUUAGCCUUCAUCAUUCAAUAAAGUGAAGAUUCUCCAUGAUUCGGAUUCAAAGUUUCCCCUUGCUCCAGUAGGGUUAUUGGGGUAGGUUAGGGACACACAAGUCACCGAAGAGGCGUUCAACUGAAACACUUGUCACAGAGUAUUGAGUCAGAAGGAAUUACUUUUAUUAUAAAACACUUGUACACAUCUGCGUUCUGACAAAUAAGCUUUCCAUAAACAAAAUAUGGAACAAUUUUUGCGAUAUAGGGGAGAGCGGGGCUACAAGUUUGGAUUUUUAGUUACCAUCAAAUUCGUUAAGAAUACUUGAUUUUAGUAUUCAAGCGAUGCAAUCAAAAUUAACUUAUAUAUGUAAUUUUGCUAUUAAGACAGUCAUUUGGGUCAUUUAUUGUAAGAAUUAUUUAGUAAUAAUGUUUUAAUGUCUAAAGUCGUAAAAUUACAACUU
Messenger RNA from Schistocerca serialis cubense, 1544 nucleotides. Its product is annotated as dehydrogenase/reductase SDR family member 11-like. The transcript has 6 exons. The coding region runs from base 17 to 757 and encodes 246 amino acids. NCBI's taxonomy places the organism in Eukaryota, Metazoa, Arthropoda, Insecta, Orthoptera, Acrididae. The record is from RefSeq and is a predicted model, not a curated record.